Molecule: messenger RNA, 585 nt
Organism: Cryptomeria japonica (Japanese cedar)
Lineage: Eukaryota; Viridiplantae; Streptophyta; Pinopsida; Cupressales; Cupressaceae
Product: probable LRR receptor-like serine/threonine-protein kinase At3g47570
Exons: 2
Coding region: 1-585 (194 amino acids)
Biological process (GO): protein phosphorylation
Molecular function (GO): ATP binding; protein kinase activity
Source: RefSeq, a predicted model, not a curated record
AUGGGUGAUGGUAGAGAAACUGCUUUCAAGCAUCUGAAUUUGGAAAAUGAAGAAGCCAGGAAGAGAUUCUUCAGGGAAUGUAAAGUGUUGGCAGAAGUCAGGCACAGGAAUCUGGUGAAAAUCAUAUCCUUUUGUUCAGAAUUCGGGUGGAAAAUAUUGGUUCUAGAGUUCAUGGCCAAAGGAAAUCUGGAGACACUUCUGCAUUCAAGCUGUAUCUCAUUGACCUUCAUUGAGAUAUUGAACAUAGCAAUCGAUGUUAUCCAUGGACUAGAACAUCUACAUCAUGACUAUUUUCAACAAAUUAUACAUUGUGAUAUAAAACCAAGUAACAUUCUUAUGGACGAGGACAUGACAACACAUAUAGCAGAUUUUGGCAUUUCUCGAAUAAUUUACGGUUUAUGCACCAGUACCACUAGCUCAGGAAGUAUUUCCACUCUAGCUCUAAAAGGAUCCAUGGGUUACAUUUCACCAGAGUAUGGACUUGGUGGGAAGGUAUCCACGAGGGGCAAUAUUUACAGUUACGGUAUCAUGCUGUUGGAGAUGGCGACUGGAAAAAGUCCAACCAACCAUAUGUUUGUGGGAUAA